This is a messenger RNA of Cyprinus carpio (common carp), 4036 nucleotides long. It is a transcript of the gene dnm1b, whose product is annotated as dynamin 1b. The record is from RefSeq and is a predicted model, not a curated record. The transcript is spliced from 23 exons. NCBI's taxonomy places the organism in Eukaryota, Metazoa, Chordata, Actinopteri, Cypriniformes, Cyprinidae. Gene Ontology annotation, cellular component: microtubule; cytoplasm; membrane. Gene Ontology annotation, molecular function: GTPase activity; microtubule binding; GTP binding. Bases 241 to 2781 code for a protein of 846 amino acids.
CUUCAUCUCCGCAUCGCUCCAGCAGCAGCAGCAGAUCUCAUCGCGGUGGUGACCAGGCAGGGAGCAGCGCAUAGGGAGGAGGACGUAUGUCGAUUCGCCAAGGUGCCUGGAAAAUUGAAGGAAGCGUUGCAAGGGACAGCUUUUAGAUAUUUCGGGGCCUGCCAAUUAGGACUCCGUUCAGGGUCGAUUACAUCGGUUUUUCAUUCACUCUGAAAUAGAGCCUGUUAUUUAUCCCACAAGAUGGGCAAUCGGGGAAUGGAGGACUUGAUUCCUCUGGUAAACCGAAUGCAGGACGCCUUCUCUGCCAUCGGACAAAAUGCCAACCUGGACCUUCCUCAGAUCGCAGUGGUCGGCGGCCAAAGUGCUGGGAAAAGCUCGGUUUUGGAGAACUUCGUUGGGAAAGACUUUCUGCCUCGUGGCUCUGGUAUUGUCACUCGGCGCCCCCUAGUGCUGCAGCUCAUCAACUGCCCUACUGAAUAUGCUGAGUUUUUGCAUUGCAAAGGGAAGAAGUUUACAGAUUUUGAUGAGGUUCGUCAGGAAAUUGAGGCAGAGACAGAUCGCAUCACUGGCCAAAACAAAGGCAUUUCACCGGUCCCUAUCAAUCUGCGUGUCUGUUCGCCUCAUGUUUUGAAUCUCACCCUUGUGGACUUGCCUGGGAUGACCAAAGUACCGGUAGGGGACCAGCCGCAUGACAUUGAGUCUCAGAUCAGGGAUAUGCUAAUGCAGUUUGUGACUAAGGAGAACUGCUUGUUGCUGGCUGUGUCUCCGGCCAACUCUGACCUGGCCAAUUCAGAUGCCCUCAAGAUUGCCAAGGAGGUGGACCCUCAGGGUCUGAGAACUAUAGGUGUGAUCACUAAAUUGGAUCUAAUGGAUGAAGGAACCGAUGCACGUGACAUCCUGGAGAACAAGCUUCUUCCUUUACGUAGAGGCUACAUUGGGGUUGUGAACCGCAGUCAGAAGGACAUUGAUGGCAAGAAGGACAUCACUGCUGCAAUGGCAGCGGAGAGGAAGUUCUUCCUCACCCAUCCAGCCUACCGUCACCUGGCCGAUCGCAUGGGGACUCCGUACCUGCAGAAAGUUCUUAACCAGCAAUUAACUAACCACAUCCGAGACACACUGCCAGGACUGAGGAACAAACUUCAGAGCCAGCUACUGUCCAUUGAGAAAGAGGUGGAGGAGUACAAGCACUUCCGCCCUGAUGAUCCUUCUCGCAAAACCAAGGCUCUGCUACAGAUGGUACAGCAGUUUGCGGUGGAUUUUGAGAAGUGCAUUGAGGGUUCAGGAGAUCAGGUGGACACAGUGGAGCUGUCUGGUGGUGCGAGGAUCAAUCGCAUCUUUCACGAGCGCUUCCCCUUUGAGCUGGUUAAGAUGGAGUUUGAUGAGAAAGAGCUGCGUAAGGAGAUCAGUUACGCCAUCAAGAACAUCCACGGUAUCAGAACCGGUCUGUUUACUCCAGACAUGGCCUUUGAGACUAUUGUUAAACGGCAGAUUGCAAAGAUCAAAGAGCCGUGUCAGAAAUGUGUGGACCUUGUCAUCACUGAGCUGGUCAAUACAGUCAGGCAGUGCACUAAGAAGCUGGCUCAGUACCCCAUGCUUAGAGAGGAAAUGGAGAGGAUCAUCACCCAGCACAUCCGAGAUCGAGAGAGUCGCACCAAGAAUCAGGUCAUGUUGCUAAUUGACAUCGAGUUAGCAUACAUGAACACCAAUCAUGAGGAUUUCAUCGGUUUUGCAAAUGCCCAGCAGAGAAGCAGUCAGAUGAAUAAGAAAAAGGCUGCUGGCAAUCAGGAUGAGAUAAUGGUGAUCAGAAAGGGUUGGCUGACCAUCAAUAAUAUCGGCAUCAUGAAAGGAGGAGCCAAGGAAUACUGGUUUGUCCUGACCGCUGAGAAUCUGUCCUGGUACAAAGAUGAUGAGGAGAAAGAGAAGAAGUACAUGCUGCCAUUGGACAACCUGAAGCUCAGAGAUAUAGAGAAGAGUUUCAUGUCCAGCAAGCACGUGUUUGCUCUCUUUAACACCGAACAAAGGAACGUGUAUAAAGACUACAGGCAGCUUGAGUUGGCUUGCGACACUCAGGAGGAGGUGGACAGCUGGAAGGCGUCCUUCCUUCGAGCUGGAGUUUACCCAGAGCGCAUCACUGAUAAAGAGAAGCAGAGUGAUGCUAGUGAGGAGAACGGCUCAGAUGGCUUUAUGCACUCCAUGGAUCCUCAGCUUGAGAGGCAGGUGGAGACCAUCAGGAACCUUGUGGAUUCCUACAUGGCCAUUGUCAACAAGACUGUGCGCGACCUCAUGCCCAAGACCAUCAUGCAUCUCAUGAUCAACAACACUAAGGAAUUCAUCCAUGCUGAAUUGCUGGCUAACUUGUACUCAUGUGGAGACCAGAACUCUCUGAUGGAGGAGUCAGCAGAACAGGCUCAGCACAGGGAGGAAAUGCUGCGCAUGUACCACGCUCUGAAAGAGGCCCUCAACAUCAUCGGGGACAUCAGCACCACCACCGUCUCCACUGCCAUGCCCCCGCCGGUGGAUGACUCCUGGCUGCAGGUACAAGGAGGACCUUCAGGACGCAGAUCUCCAAUGUCUAGUCCCACUCCCCAGCGUCGGGCCCCACCUGGGCCCCCUCGUCCAGGUGGACGCACUGCCCCAGGACCCCCUACCGCUGGAGCACCUCCUGUGCCAUCCAGACCCGGAGCCUCUCCUGACCCCUUUGGCGGCCCCCCGCCUCAGGUCCCCUCUCGUCCCAACCGUGCCCCACCAGGUGUCCCAAGAAUUUCUAUCAGUGACCAAUGAGGAGUUACGCAAAUGCCGUCCAAACAAAGGAAGCCCUUCUCACAGUGAGAAUCCACAUCCUUCAUUUGACUCUUAGAACCAAUCGUCCUUUCUCCUCCUCCUCCUCCUCUCUUUCUGUCUCUCCACCGCCUCUCUUUCUCUGUGCUUUUCCUCUGGCCAAGUGCAUCCUGGGAUGGCUGAAUGCAGAGCAUUACUGCAGCAGCAAGUACGUGUGAAGCGGCUGAAAGAAAAGUCCGAAAGAUAAAUGAAGAAUGCGGGAAGCUCAUUCCCUCUGUCUGUACUAUAUACACUAAUCACAUUGUAAUGGGCUUCUGAAUAAUACGCCCAGUGUGGACUUGUCAACAUAUAAAGUCACUGCAAUGUUAAUUAUACUGAAGAUGCUGUGUGGUGUUUGUGUUUACACACUAGUCAAUGUCGACUUGAUCUAUAUAGAGGUGUCACACGAGCUAAAGGUGUAAGCUUACAUUCCUGUCUGCACGCCAGUAUACAUGAUAGCAGAUACACAAAAUAAACUUCAUGAUUUUUGCACUUGUUAUGUGGUUCUGUGUGUGAAUGUAUUCUUCCUGAAAGUUUGAAUGUUAUUUGAUCCCACAGUGUUUGUUUUGGCCACAAUGUCUCUUGUGUUUUCCCUAGCAAAAUAAUAAAUCCUGUCUGAUUGAAAUGUACAUAUAUUAUAUAUAUAAAUUAUGAAGUGUCUGGUAUGAAAAAUGUCUCAGAAUUAUGUUUAUGUGAUACUUUCAAGUUGGUGCGAUUUAUUUAUUUGUUGAUGCAGUAGUGGAAAAUGUCCAACCAAAGAGAAUGGUUGGUAAAUUAAUCUGUCAGCGGUUGAAAUGUUAUUGCUGAAUAAAUUCAAGAAUCCUUCAUACCCUGACAUGAGUUUAAAUGAAUAUAGCAUCUGUUCUGACUGAGUAUAUGAUGAACAGAUUCUGUUACUGUGUUGAUGUUUAUUUGUUGUGCAUCUCUGGGAGUUGUGCUUCUGUUGCCUUGUAUCGACUUGUACAUUUCCUAGGUAUUGAUAAUGAAGUCAUUGUAUUGAAAAUGAACUGAUUGUAAAAUACAAGUUCAUGGUUAGUAUGUGUGUGUAUAUACAUACUGUAUAUGGAGGGGUCUGCGGGCAACACCAAAAUCUCCACUCUGUCGUGGAAUGGGUGUGUGUGUGAAUCUUACUGCUGCCAUAUGUAUCUUAUUGUGGUCUGGUGUCAUAAACUGGCCAGUGCAUUGUGCUGAAAUUAAAGUGUCUUUGUGUGGAAGAUAA